This is a messenger RNA of Cladocopium goreaui, 4818 nucleotides long. Lineage: Eukaryota; Dinophyceae; Suessiales; Symbiodiniaceae. The record is from the annotation of a GenBank genome assembly.
AUGGCUGCACCAGAGCAACUGGCCUUGGAAGAGGCUCUCAAAAAGGGGAGCUCAGAUUUGAAGUUCACGUUGACGAGAAACGAGGUUUCAGAUGAACUGCAAGCAGCUUUUUAUAGGAAUGGGGUUACAACUAUUCCGAAGGUCUCUUCAUUCUUUCGUUCAGAGGAUGACUUGGUGACUGUCCUGAAGGAAUCCUUCAACACGGAUUCAGAUCACAGUUUGGCUGAUAGGUCUCAGGUUGCGUCAGUGAUUUGUGCGUGGCGUGAGACGCAGACUCGACAGAAGAGACAGAUAGAGGUUGAAGCAGAGAUGGAUACAAGAGAGUGGACAAAGCCCAUUCCUACAGGUGACUAUAUCAACAUGAGAAAUGCAUACAUGAAGGUGCAUGGAAAGAUUGAAGAUAAGGUUACUCCGUCAAAGGAGUAUCUGGAGAAAAAGUUACAGGAACUUGAAAACGGCGAGUUUCGGGCGGAGACCAUGGCCGAGGUGGUGUCGAAGGACGAGGUGGAUCCUGAUGUGAUGAUUCCCAUUUUUGAUUCAAAGGGAAGCCUUUCUGUCAAGCGGGGAUCAACAACUAUACCACUUCCUACAGGGCCUGAACAGUUGAGGCGCAGGUUGACUGUCAUGCUGAAUGCCAUUCUCAUGCUUGCUUUGAAACAUACGAAUCGUGAGGAGAUUCAAGAUGUGUACUUUGCAUUGGAGGUGAUGGUCUUGACCGUAGCUCUGCCAUUGGGGGGGGAGAACCAAGAGCUGGGUGAGGAUGACUAUGGUUUUGAGAAAUCUUUGCCAAGCGUGGCAUGUAGCAUCAGUCCUGUGCCAAGCAUUUUGGAUGAUCCUGACAUUCAUGAAGAAGCAGUAGAACCCGAUACAGAGCAAUUGAAAAGCAAACGCACUUUUCAGGAAUCUGGGAUUAGUUCUGAAGUUGAGCGGAAAAAGAAAGACAGGAUUGCUCAGCAGGUUUUGGAUGCUACCUUGAUUUUGAGUCGAAAUGAGAAGAUGCUGCAGGCCGUGCAGGUUGGUAUACCCAAAAUUGACUUGGUGUCAGAUAUUUUCAGACUUCCAAUGUUGGGAAGGCUUGCGCACAUUGAGAACGCUAUGCAUGAUGAGACGUUGAACCGUCAGGCAACAACUGGCUUGAGUGGUCCGCUUCCUUUUACCAAGAGGCGGUUGUUGACGGCAAAGCUGGCCAAGUCAGAUGAUGAGCUGCUGACCUCAGCACUACGGAAGUUGCGCAACUUGGUACUGUACUGGCCAGAGGACAGCAAACUUGGCAGAGCAUUGCUAACCUCGGCAGGUGCAGUAGUGGGAGAGGAUGUCCUCCAACAAUCCCUCAAAGACUGUUUUGCUGGUAAAGCGGUUGCAACAUUGGUGAAGAGGGCGGCAGAUUUUACAAGGUUUGCUGAAUGGAUGAUACAGUCGGGAAGGGGCAGACCCUUAAAGCCCAUGGAAGCCGACUUGUAUGGUUACAUAUCCAUGUUGCGUGCCAGUGGAGCAGGUGCCACAGCAGGUGAGUCGUUUUUGUCUGCCUGGCGGUUCAUGGUGCACACUGUUGGAGCAGGACAGGCGGUGAACAAUGAUUUGAUUUCUGGCAGGGUGCUGGGUGCAGCCAAGGAUUUGGUUUCGAAGAAGCGGGCUUUGCAUCAAGCGCCACCGCUCACUGCAGACAUGGUAUGGAAGCUGGAAGGCUUGAUGGCUGCACCGAUAUCCCAGAGGUUCAAAGCAAUCCUAGGGUUUUUGCUGUUUUGCCUUUAUUCUUGCUGUCGAUUUGGAGAUGGCACCAGGGCCCACGAACCUACUCUGUCCCAGUUUCAGCACAUCAUUUUGGUUGAGACCGCAUGUUCAGAGUACAAAACAGCCACUGGUGAGAGGCGAGCAGUGUUGCUGCCCCUAGUAGCCUUAGGUUCUGGUCUAUCUGGCUCAGGAUGGGCACUUUCAUGGAUGGCUGCGAGAAGGGACAGUGGUUUGAGGGGUAAAACUUUUCUCAUGCCGGCUGAUGCGGAAAACAGUGACCAUUGGCUGGAUCGAAGGAUGACCACAGCAGAGGGGUCAUACUGGUUGAAAGACCUAUUGGUCUUGUCAGGCUUGAAAGAGCCGGAGGCAGCUGGUUUCUCAACUCACUCACUCAAAGCCACACUCCUCAGUUGGGCUGCGAAGUCAGCGACAUUUGAUUUGCAAGAGCGCCUCAUUUUGGGGCACCAUUUGGAUGAGGAGACAAAGAUGGCCGUGACUUACUCACGUGACGCAAUAGCAGCUACUAUGGUGAAGGUGUACCGGAUGCUUGAAACUGUGAGACAAGGCAUCUUUGAUCCCGAUGCCAGCAGAGCAGAGAGGAUUGCCAUGGCGACUGGUUUGAGCCACUUGGCCACGCACCUCCCGGAGAAGAAUGAGAUGGAGCUGGACCUUGAAGAAAGACUGUGCAAGGAGAUUGAACGCGCUGACCAGUGCGAUACAGACGUGGAAGAGGAUAGGGCUGAGAUUCAGCCGGUGAGGAUUCCAGAAGUGGACCAAGGUGGCAUGGCUUUGUUUGAAAACCCAGAAGACUUGGGAGCGAUCAAGUCGGGGGAGCACAGAGGUAAACGACCAGCAAGCAUGUGGCAGUGGAAUGAGUUUCAACGUCUUCUGGAAAGGCAAGAUGUUGAAACGGUUGCGCUUUAUCAGCAAGACUUUGGGACUGAGUACUUGAAACCAACAAGGUUGAUGCUGGCGAAUUUCAAGUAUCAUCAUGAUUCCUUCUGCAAAGGUGGGCCAUUUUUUGAUGAGCAAGGUUUUUACGCUGGUCCACUGGAGUCCAGGGACGCAACAAGACAGCUUGUGGGCAAUAUUGGAAGUUCCUUUGCAACAACAGGUACAGAGCAGUGGCCUUCAGACAUGUGCAAAUGGAUUGCAGAUACAAUACUUAGACAAUUUACAGAGAAGCAGAUCAAGGACAGUGUCAUCGCUGACGACGGAGCAGGGGGAACAAACUCUGACACUCUCCCAUACCCCAUCUUGAAACCAGAUGGACAUAAACUCUACGGUGGCACUGGAAGUCCGAGACAAUGUCAGCAACCGGGUAAGGAGAGACAGUUUCAUGACGGUGCAGGCCUUUCUUCAAUGGGUAGAUGGGAUGCAAACAAGCGCAUUUGGUCGGAGACACCCUUUUGGAAAGAACUGAGAAAGGAGACCUUGGAGAUGAUCCUCAAACACAUUGGGGACGAGAGGACAUUGAACAGAGCUUGUUUUGAGAUGGCGGUGCGUGGCGAGGAAGGAUGUGCUAUUGUUUCGGAUGAAGAGCUAAAGGCUAAGAUACGCGCACUUUGGAUCAGACUCUUGGAAAAACAUGGUAGCAAACAGGAGGGAUUGGAGACCCGAGCAGAAGGUCAACCUUUUUACUUGAGGCUCAUGAAGGAGUUGCUAGCGUUUGCAGAUGAUGUUGACAGGGAAUUCCUUUUGGAAGGCGAAGUGGGUUUUCCUGUAGGUGUCUUGGCACCACUUCCAAGAACGCCUCACGUCUACGAGGAACAAACCAGCUGGCGUUUGGAGGAAGAGCCUCUCAUGAGAGAGGAGGUCUGGCGUUCAAAUUACCAGUCAGUGGACCUUCAUACUGACUUUGUCUACAGCCAUUUUGAGGAGGAAUGCAAAGAAGGCUUGAUGGAGAAACUGACUUUGGAACAAGCAAAAGAGAAGUACGGUGACAAAAUAGCUAUUUCUUCUCUUGCAGUCUUGGUGGAAGAAAACCAUCAAGGGAAGCGUCGGAUAAUACACGAUGCAACACAUGGCACAUUGGUCAACAACAGGAUCAGAUGUCGGGACAAAGUCAGAAGUCCCAGUGCACGGGAGAAGCAGUACCUGUUGGCGCUUUUCAAGGGCCAAAACAGUUCAGUUUGUAGUCUCGUAGGAGACAUCAGCAAAGCACACCGGAGAUUCCUUCAUGCGCCGUGUGAGCGCGGACUGCUUGCGUGCAAAGUGAAGGAGGAUGACAACUUUAUUUACGUGAAUAAGGUUGGCACAUUUGGAGUGGCAUGUGCAUCAUACUGGUGGUCAAGGAUUUCUGGAGCCGGUGUGAGGCUGAUACAUGAGUUGCUGGGCCGUGACAUGGCAAUUGAUAUACUUAUUUUUGCGGACGAUAUAGAGGCCAUCGCGGCCAACGCUGGUGGAAGGUUUGAAGAAGGUGGUCAGUUGCAGGAGCCACCCCCUUUGGCAGGCAGUUACAAUGCUGAGCAAAGCCUCCUUUUUUACACUGAUGCCAAGGCCACUGAACAUGGAGCAUGGAUAGGCGGUUACAAACAAGACGCCGAUGGUAACGUGCUGGAGUGGUUUUCAGAAGAGAUACCGCAUUCUUGUGCGGAAUGGAUGACGUUGAAGAAAGACCCAAAAAGGGUUAUUGCAACAUUAGAGUUGUUGGCGAGCUUAGUUGCUGUGAAGCUUUGGAUGCCACAGAGCAAGGAGCAUACCAAAGCCACCUGCUAUUUGAAGGGUAUGACUGACAAUUUAGGCAACACCUUUGCUGUUUCAAAGUGGAUGAGUACGAAGUUUCCUUUGACAGUUUUUGUCAUGGAGUUAUCAGAAACCUUGAGGCGGGGCAACUGCCUACUUUCACUGGAUUGGGUCAGGCGAGACAACAAUCAACUCGCUGACGACUUGACGAACCAGGUUUUUGAUAAGUUUGAAAUGAAGUUGAGAGUGAGGUGGAAGCCCGAAACACAGGAGUGGCACAUACUGAAUCAGUUUCUUGAGCACUCCAAAGGCUUCCACAACGAAAUGAAGAAGAGAAAAGCGGAAGUGCUUCCGCCGGUUGCCCAGGUCAAGAAAACACGGAAAAAGCUGAGCCCAUGGUAG